This is a messenger RNA of Xiphias gladius (swordfish), 3243 nucleotides long. RefSeq names its product transcription elongation factor A (SII) N-terminal and central domain containing 2 (gene tceanc2). Gene Ontology annotation, cellular component: nucleus. Lineage: Eukaryota; Metazoa; Chordata; Actinopteri; Istiophoriformes; Xiphiidae. The coding region runs from base 276 to 899 and encodes 207 amino acids. Gene Ontology annotation, biological process: DNA-templated transcription. The record is from RefSeq and is a predicted model, not a curated record. The transcript has 5 exons.
AAUGUCCGCUGUCGGGUCCACGGUUCUGUCUGUUAUCCCGACAGCACCUAAAGGCACCAUUAGUCUCUACUAUUUACCGUAGCCAUCCAGCUGUUGCUAGCUUUACCAAACAGAGGAUUUGUCGCAGUUGCGUUAGAAAGGACAAUAUUAAUUGAUGGCGUGUGGACGAAUGACUUUAUCCAAGAUAGCAAUGCGUUUGAUUUAUUGAAUUUCAAAGGCUAGAGUUAGCUAGCACCAAGAAAUCCACUUGGUAGCCUCCUGCUCUGCGUUUGAAAAUGGACAAGUUUGUGGUGCGGCUUGCAAAGGGGGAGACACCUACAAAAUCGAAGAGCAAAGAAAGGGUCUACAAACAGACGACCAUUGAAUCUUUACGGAGGGUGGUUGUGAUUGAGGACAUCGUGCGCUACAAGUCCAUGCUGGAGCUGCCGGAGCAGGGCAAGGACAACCUGCUGACUGCGCUGACCGAGCUGAGCAAGAAGAUCCCAUCCAGGGAGGUGCUCAAGUCCACAAAGAUAGGUCACACUGUCAACAAAAUGCGAAAGCAUCUUGACCCCGAGGUGAGUUCAAUGGCAGCAAAGGUUUACACUGACUGGAGGACAUUCAUCGAGGAGAAUUCCAAUAAGCCGUCUAUUGAAGUACGCUCCGACAAACAAUCCGAAGGACUGAGGCGCAACGCUAGAAGACUAAUGUCUGAAGCCCUGGAUGUCAAGGAGGAUUCAGGGAUUCUAGACAUCAUUGAGAGAGAGGUGUUUCACCAGAGCUCCCGGUUAGUCAGCAGUUCAUACAGACGGACUGUUAGAGCGCUGGUUUUUGCCUUCAAACACAACCCCGAGAUCAGAGCUCAAGUGAAGGACAACACAAUACCGGUCAAUCAGCUGGUUUGUAAAUACAAGAAAUAAGUGAAGAUGAAUAAGGCUUAGCCUCUGCAUAUUGAAGACUUCUGGUAUACAUGAAAUUUGCCAAGGGUUUUGAUGCAUACACAUUUUUCUUUUAAUUUUCUUGAUUUUCUGUAAAGGAGAUAGAAAAAACUUUUACAUUUUUGGUAACAUCCGUAGCCGUAAACUGUUGUUUAACUGCACGUGGUUCAAGGUCAAGAAUGUAAAAUGUAUUGUUGGUGGUAAUGAUAAUGCUGCUGUUCUUUUGUGCUGGAAUCAUGUACAGAUUUUUUUGUUGAUAGAUGCUUUGUUUUUAUACUGUUGGUGAACAUUUUUAUACAAAAUAUGAUUCAGCAUUGGAGUCCUUUCUUUGUUGUAUUAAAAUAUACACACGGUAUAUAUUACUAUAGCAACACCAGCCAAAUAAUAGCUAUCACCAUGAGGAUAACAGCCAGAACACAGAUGCUAAUGAAGACAAUAUCGCUCAAAUCAUGUGGCUCAGCUUCCUGCUUCCCUGCAUUGCCGCCACUGUCAUUGUCAUCUUGCUGUGCCUGUUCCUCGAGACGACGCUCCUCUGCUGAAAUGAUGGACACUGAUGCUAUCUUCCGCAGGGCAUCGCACUGCACCUUAUAUUCUUGCACAUUCUGCUGCUUCCCAUCAGAGAAAUCAAUGUAGAGUUUGUUUACCAGCAUGGUGAUGUUCCGAUGUUUCUGUAAGGGAAGAGGAGUGAACAGUAUUGAUAGAACCAAGGCACAAAUGUCUGACACAAAUCAAUGUCUUUAACAGCUACUGUAUAGUAAAUCAUUGCUUAUUAUGGUGUAACAGUAAGUGACAUGAGAUUGUGGCUAGUCACCUGGCUAGCAGUACCACAGUUGACAAACUGAGCAAGGAUCUUAUACGAGGUGGCCGUUAACUGGGCAGCACAGGUUGGGUUUCCCAGGUAGAUGCUCUCACGGUCCAGCUGAGGUAAGGACUGCUGGGGUAUCAGAAUGGUGAAUUCUGAUCUUGUGCAGCUAACGUUUACAGGUACAACUUGGAUUAGGAGAAAAAAAGACAGUUCACUUUUCUUUAAGAGCAACAUGGAAGAAUGACAUGGGAAAGAUGUGUUUGUAGAGAUGAGCAUUUAGCAUUCUAGUCAACCAAGAUUAUACUUAGCUGAGAUUUAGACUGCAAACACUGUAAGCAGAAGUGAAUGCAUGACUCAAAUCUACAGCACCCACAGAAAAGUAGACUUAGCCAUCCUGUAGAUUAUAAAUGUGAUUUUGGAAAUGAAUCAGAUGCCUACAUACGGAACAUUUACCUCCAAGAUAAGAUGCAGUGAACCCUCUAUGAGCCUCAUUUCUGUCUGUGCUAAGUACCACCAGCAACAUGUUACCCUUUGAGAUGAGAGAGGGAGGUUGCUCUCUGCCACACCAGCGUCCCAGCAGGGUGUCUGUCUGACGGCCCCCGUCAUAAACUGCAACUGAGUCAUAGUCACACUCGUCUGACAUACUGUUGCGGUCCUCCAAGUCCAUCACAGGGAAGACGAGUUUGAUGCGGUAUCCAGCUGCAAGAGUGAUGCUCCAGUGGCAGUUGAUGUUGUUUGGGUAGAUGCUGGGGAAAUGUGGGCUGCUAAAGUUGCCACUUACAGCUGACAGGACUCGCUGGCAUUCCCCUGUUAAAAGUACAGUUGAUCAUAUAAGUUAGUCAACUUUAUUUAUGAUAUUAGUCUGCUACGGUGUGUGUUCAGUUCAGUGCCGUUCUUGCCAAUAGAUGAGAAGAUCAAUACCACGUACAGUAAAUGUGAGCCUACAGACACCAUCCAGUUAGUUUAGCUUAGCACAAUGACUGGAAAUGGAAGAAACAGCUCACCCAGUCACUGAGCCUGGCCAAUAUAUAGUGAAAUGGCAUACAGUUUUAUUUUUUUAAUACUUCAAUACUUUUUUAACACUACGGAUUAAACAAAGAAGACAUAAUUUACAACUGGAUUCAAGUCUGGGUUUUGGUUAGACCACUCAAGGGCUUGUACAGUACAUUCUUGCCUGCGGUAGGGAUGGUCUGAGACAGGUGAUGAGCUGUUCUGGUUUCUGUCAAAGAUAGUACUCUGCAUUCUAGCAGAGGUGGUCAAUUUUCAUUUCAUUUCAUCAGAUGACAGUCUUUCAUAUGCCGAAUUUCAAACUUUCAGUACGAUGUAAUGUGUUUUUUUUCUUCUUGCCACUAACACCAGCCUAAUCAGAUCUCAUUGUUCCCUCUCGCUAGAUUCAAAUGAGUUUUUUCUCAGCAAUUUUAUACUGUUCUGCAGAUCUUUAGCUCUUUAUUCUGGAUGCAUCCUUGGAUUUCACGGUAGAUUUGCUGCUCUGAAUGGGUGAAUGAAUAGGAUUUUUGUGAA